AUGGUCCUCGACCUUAGCAUCGGCUCCACCGCAGCCUUUGUGGUUUCCAAGCUCGACGAGCUCCUCAAAUCUGACGAAUUGAAAGACAUUGUUGGAGUCCCGACUUCCAAGCUCGCUAGUUGGGUCGACGACGCCGAUGAGGUCGACCCAAAUCUCAAUUUGAAAGGGCGUAGAGGAACUCUACUGACGGAUAAGAAGGUGGAGGCGGUGUCGGAGACAUUUGUGGUGGGUUUUUUGGAUGGGAGGGGAGGUGAACAAUUAGGAUUUUUGGGGUUUUGGGUGGGGUGGGGGAUGGGGUGUUUUGGGUUGUAG
Molecule: messenger RNA, 312 nt
Organism: Pyrus x bretschneideri (Chinese white pear)
Lineage: Eukaryota; Viridiplantae; Streptophyta; Magnoliopsida; Rosales; Rosaceae
Product: probable ribose-5-phosphate isomerase 3, chloroplastic
Exons: 1
Coding region: 1-312 (103 amino acids)
Biological process (GO): pentose-phosphate shunt, non-oxidative branch
Molecular function (GO): ribose-5-phosphate isomerase activity
Source: RefSeq, a predicted model, not a curated record